Molecule: messenger RNA, 1647 nt
Organism: Diabrotica virgifera virgifera (western corn rootworm)
Lineage: Eukaryota; Metazoa; Arthropoda; Insecta; Coleoptera; Chrysomelidae
Product: arrestin domain-containing protein 1-like
Exons: 8
Coding region: 157-1089 (310 amino acids)
Biological process (GO): protein transport
Cellular component (GO): cytoplasm
Source: RefSeq, a predicted model, not a curated record
UCCGGUCAAUGUUUGGAUGCGUGCCAUUUAAUAUAUAUCCAGUUUCCGAAAGGAAAAUAGAGGAAAAUAAUAUAAAUACAAAGGGUGUAAUAAUAUGUAGUUGUCUGUUAUAGUUUUAGAAUGUAGAAUACAAUUUAUAUUAAGCAACAUCAAAGAAUGAGUUGCAAAGUAAUAUUGGACACCACUGGCCCCGUAAACCCAGGGGCGACAAUAUAUGGAAGAAUUGAAUGUAUAGUAAACACCGAGCAAUUUAUACGAGAAAUAAGGUGUAAAUUAGUUGGCAAUGAACAUACUAGCAUUAAAUCGGCAAAAGAUACUUUCGAGGGACACAAUGAAUUUUUAAAUCUUAAAAUGAGCUUAAUCGGAGAAGGUACAUUGGAACCUGGUCAACACGAGUAUCCAUUUUGUUUUACCAUACCCAAGGAUCUUCCUAGUUCUUUCCAAACUGAAUAUGGUUUUGUGCGAUAUUUUAUAAAAGCUACAGUCGACGUUCCUUAUGCUUCGGAUUAUAUUGAUGAAGUAACUGUACCUGUUACCGCCAUAAUAGACCUUAACAACAUUAAAGAGGAGCUACAAACGAAACCUGUUUCGUUUCAAAAUGAGAAGACCGUGUGCUGUUUAUGCUGUGCCGGUGGCGAAAUUUCUAUGACUUUGCGCUUAGAAAAGGACGCAUUUAUCAUAGGAGAAGAAGCAAAAAUCAUAGUAGACGUUUCUAAUAUGUCAAGAAUCAGCAUAGAAGAAAUAAAUUUAACACUUACUAGGAUAAUGGAGUUUAAAACACAAGGAAUAAGAUAUGAAAAAACAAAGGAGGUUUUGGUCACUGAAACCGAACUAGGUGUCGGAGCACAUGGACAGAAAACAUUAUUCAUUACUCUUAAAAUUCCUCAAUCAAUUGUCAUACAAAAUUUAGUUAAAUGUAAUUUAAUACAAGAGUAUUUUAGGUUACGAGUUGAAGCUGGCCUCUCUUUGCUCCAUCGGAAUCUUAUCAUUGAUACAUUCAUAAAGUUAGGACAUGUUGCAUUGAAUACUACAACAAAUUUAGAUGAAAUAGAAAACAUACUUCCUCCGCCAUACCAAGAACGUUACUGAAUUUUAUUAUUGAUAACAUAUUAAUUUUUAUAUACAGUGCAUUCGUAAAGUGUGGAAACGGUCUAUUAUCUCAUGACUUAAUUAUUUUCAGAGUUAAAGCUCUGACAGGUCGAUUUUUAUUUUUAAAUUAUCAUUUUUUUGACGUAUAGUCCAUAAUAGUGACGUCAUCGAUUUGGGCGUAAUGACGUCCUCGAUGAUUUUUUUAAAUGGGAAUAGGGGUAGAGUGGUAGCUCAUUUGAAAGGUGAUUCAAUUCUGUAUUCAGUAAUAUAAACAUUAACGUCAUUAUUUAUACAGGGUGGCCAAAAAAUAUUUUUUGAAUUAAAAUAAUUGACGCAAAAAGAAGAAUGUAUGUAAUUUAUUUAACUCAAAAUACAUUUUACUGAUGCCACAUAUAAUAAAAAAAAUGUUUAUUUCAUAAAUAAACAUUGCUUUUCGCUUAAAUUAAAUGUCAAACAGCCAUACACCUGCCUCUUGACAGUUGAACAUUUAAUUUAAGCAAAAAGCAAUGUUUAUUUGUCAAAUAAACAUUUUUUUUCUCUUUUCCGACAGUAGUAAAA